Molecule: messenger RNA, 1509 nt
Organism: Kwoniella shivajii
Lineage: Eukaryota; Fungi; Basidiomycota; Tremellomycetes; Tremellales; Cryptococcaceae
Exons: 12
Coding region: 1-1509 (502 amino acids)
Biological process (GO): phosphatidylcholine biosynthetic process
Source: RefSeq, a predicted model, not a curated record
AUGUCUUCACCUGGAAUAUAUCCUGAUCGACCCAAACGAGAACCGUUAUCUAGAAGUUCAUCGUUCACAAACAUAAUGACGUUGACUUCUUUAGACCGGUACUCUGAAGAUUGGGCUGGUGCUUUGACACUUCUAGAUGUUAUCGAAACGUUCUUCGACUCGAGAUUGGAUCUUUUUAACCGACGAUUGAAAGCACAAUCUUCAAAGCUCAAAUCCCGAGCCGUGGAAUUGCUUCCCAAGGGAUUGAGAACACCUGGAGGGGGAGGCAGUACUAUAUUGUUGAUGGACGAUGAGGAAGAUAGGGACAGUAGAGUAGGAGAGAAAUACAGGAAAGAUGUUGAAAAAGAAGUCGAGAGGAUAAAAGUUAAACUUGCAGCCAAAGUGACCCAUUUAUCUGGAACUUGGAGAUCUGCUCAAGUCGUGAGAACGAAAGAUAAGAUAUCUUUCUUAUUCGGAGUAAUGAGUCUAGCAUUCACUUGCUUGUUAUACGGUAUGGCACCUGAGUAUUUCCCAUUGGCAUAUACGAUCCAAAUUGGCUUUUAUCUCCCCUUGAGAGCUUAUACAUAUAAGAAAAAGGCUUGGCAUUAUUUCUUGUUUGGUGACAUGUGUUACUUUGUGAAUGUCCUUGAUUUACUGUGGAUAUGGGUUUUCCCUUCAUCAACCAAACUUUUCAUUUGCUGUCAUCUCUUGACAUUGGGUCCCCUCGCAAGCGCUAUCAUCACUUGGCGAAAUUCACUAGUCUUCCAUUCGUUGGACAAGAUCAUAUCUAUCUUUAUACAUAUCUAUCCACCGAUCGUCUUAACUGUUAUAAGACACACGUAUCCAAAUGCGGAAGCACGAUAUCCAGGUUUGAGAGAUGUAGGUGAUUACAAAUGGUAUACCAUGAUUUUCUUCGCAGGUGUGCCGUAUAUUCUUUGGCAAGCAGCAUAUUACAAGUUCAUCUCGCUAGAUAGAAAAAGCAAGAUUGAAUCUGGCGAGAGGCAGAACUCUUUCCAUUACAUGCUGAACGAUAAGCGUGGACCUAUUGGGAAAGCGUUACAAGGGAUUCGACCUGAACAUAGGGAAUUAUGGUUUAUCUUUGGUCAACUGAUCUACAGUAUCAUAUUCAUGAUUCCACCUGCUGCUCUAUUCAUACGUAAUUCAAGAGCGAGUUCGGCGUUUUUGAUCAUCAUCUUUGCUGUAUCAGCAUGGAACGGGGCUUCAUUCUACGUUGAGGUAUUUGGUAGAAAGUUCGAAAGGGAACUGGAGAAACUUCGUAAAGAGAUGGAGUUAGCUUCUGCAUCGGGAGUAUCAAUGACUUCUUCAACACCACAAUCACCUUAUACCGAUGCUCUUAACUCACCUGAACAGGGACAAGGAUUAGAAGAUGAGAAAGAAGAUUUGGUCAAUAGUCCCUUGGUCUUACCGUCAACUCAACAAUCUAAAGAUUUGCAAGUUCAUCAAUAUACUUUAGACAAAACAGCUGAAGCUUUAGAGCGAGUUGAUGUAGAAGAUAAGAAGGAUAUUUAG